CACCGGGCAAGAUGGCGGCGCCCAGGCGGUGAGGGGAGAGGGCGGCCGGGAGCGGCGCCGCGGCCAUGAGCGCUGCCCGCCGCUGCAGCCCGGCCCGGGCGCUGGCAGGACUAUUUGUCUGGCGUCUGAAGAACACUAGAAUACGGCAGAUACCAUGCCAGUUCGUACAGCUUUGCCAUGUAGGCAAUGACAGAUUGAUUACAUUUCAGUACUUUAACUUUCUCAAACGAAUGUAUGUAACACAAUGCAACAAAGACCUCAGCCAACGAGCCAAGCCUAAGUCUGAUUCAGUUGCAUCUCCUUUUCGUGAGCUUCAGCAACUGGAUCAAGAAAAAAAGGUUAUACACAAGAUUAGACCAAUUUCACCUGUGCAUCAACCUUUGUCUGAGGCAUCAGUCAGCAAGGAGUUGAGAGAAGUGAAGUCAACUGCACAAACUGAAGGCUCUGUUGCAGCAGUAAAAGCAGAAGCCAAAGGAGACAGACAGUGGAAAGAGAUGAAGUUACGUCUGGAUGAUUUGCCAGGAAUUUUGGCACGUUUGUCCAAGAUUAAACUUACAGCUCUGGUUGUAAGCACAGCAUCUGCUGGCUUUGCCAUGGCCCCGGUCCCAUUUGACCUGACCUGCUUCCUGCUCGCAUCCCUUGGAACUGGACUGGCAUCCUGUGCUGCCAACUCCAUCAAUCAGUUCUUUGAGGUUCCGUUUGACUCAAAUAUGAACAGGACAAAAAACAGACCACUGGUGCGAGGACAGAUCAGCCCUCUACUCGCUGUCUGCUUUGCUGCCUCCUGUGGAGUCCCAGGAAUUGCCCUGCUGACACUGGGGGUAAACCCUCUCACUGGAGCCUUGGGAGCCUUCAACAUCUUCCUGUACACGUGUUGCUACACACCCAUGAAGAGAAUGAGCAUUGCCAACACGUGGGUAGGAGCUGUUGUCGGGGCCAUUCCCCCCGUCAUGGGCUGGACGGCAGCUACUGGUAGUCUCGAUGCUGGUGCAUUGCUGUUAGGAGGAAUCCUCUACUCCUGGCAGUUUCCUCACUUCAAUGCCCUGAGCUGGGGUCUGCGGGAAGAUUACUCCCGAGGAGGAUACUGUAUGAUGUCUGUCACCCAUCCAGGGCUGUGCAGGCGGGUGGCUCUGCGCCACUGCUUGGCCUUAAUCGGACUCUCAACGGUGGCUCCUGUUCUCGACAUCACCACGUGGACUUUCCCCAUCAUUUCGCUCCCUAUCAACCUCUACAUCUCCUACCUCGCCUUCCGGUUCUACAGGGAUGCAGACCGCAGCAGCUCCAGGAAGCUCUUCUUCUGCAGCCUGUGGCAUUUGCCAAUGCUGCUGCUUGUCAUGUUCACGUGCAAGAAAUCGCUCCUAGAGAAGGAAGACAAAGGCGAUCUGCUUGGUGAAAGUCAUGGGAGGGUGAUGGAGAUCAGAUUGCCUUAAAUGUCAAUUACUUGUCAUCCUUGUGACACAUCAGGUAGUGUAUUUUAAUGAUUACAAGGGGGAAACCUGAGGGGAUCUGCUUGAAGAAGACUCAUUUGUGCCUGGCAACCACUUCAUGCGAUAACUGUUUUCUUUUGAAAGGGAAUAGACCGGAGAGCUUAAGGCAUUCACGGGCCUCAGGCCCCUUCACUCAUCACGGGUUAUGAUUUAGCCGAUGUCACAAGCACAUCACUUUGGGAUGGCCUUCCAAAGCCUCCAUGAGCCAUGGUCUCUCAUCUCGUGAGUAGGUUUUCACUUAGCAAGUCACAAUGCGCACACUAAUGGCCAGCACUGGCAGCCUUGGCAAAGCCAUCAGGCAGCGACACAUGAAUGAUUACCCCUGCUUCCCAAUCAUCCUUUCCAAAUUCAGCUUUGAGGCACGUGGUGGGUUGGGCAAACUCUUCUUGCCUUGAUCUGUGCCAUCCCCACUUUGAUAUUACAUGGAAGCCUUCAGUUCCUGAGGCUUUUUGGUUACUUUUCCCAAGGUUCCCAUUCACCCCAGUAGAUUGCAGCUUUCAUAGAGCUGGCACAAUGCUUACUGAGUAAGGAAAACACUCAGCACACCACACAUCAGCAUUUAACCAGCCUCCAAAUAAACAGCUCUUCUCUAAUGUAUUCCUUUAACACACUGAGCCAUUCUGCUGUACAUCCAUAGCAGGGAAUUUCAGCCUCCCAUGUGCUUUUAUGUCAUUGGAGUUUGAGCCCUGUGUGUCAGAUCUUUAGCUGGUAAAAAUGCCCAUUACUGCUUAUGUCAGUGAAGCUCUGAAAAGGUAGAGGUGAGAACCAGAUCUGAGAGUCUGAUAGUUUGAGGGCUUUUCUAUGCUGAUGUGUCCUGUGCCAGUCCACUCAACCUCAGUGUCCUUGGAUGAGCUCUGGACUUGCAUCAAGAGUAUGAAUUGUAUUCGGUAUCCCACUGUGGUGGCUUAGAGAGAAGGCUUCACUGUGAGGGUAUGUAAUUGGUAAGGAAACACAUUUUACAGGAGAAAAGCUGGGUUUUUUGAAUCUAAUAGUAAAAUGUUCAAAUUGCUGAUGGAGCCAGUGUCUCUCCAAAGCAAUUACUGUGGAUGGUCUCACUAAGAAGCGCAUUAUCUUUGUUAACUGAUACACUGAAGAACAUUUCUAGCCACACUCUCGUGUGCUUGUGAUCCCAGCACGGGGCUGUGGCUUGCCCUCAGCCUACCUGAGGCUGGCUGUGCCCUGCUGGGAUGCUUCCAAGCACAGUAGCACCCAGGGUAGACAAAGACUGUGUUAUUGUGGUAAUUAAUGCCUGUUAUGACUUGAUGUGUUUUCACGCCAAGAUUUCUUUCCCAUGUGGAGAGGGACUGGGCAGCACGGCCGUGCAUCAACCCAAAGAUACAGCAACAGGAGACACCGUCUCUCAUCUGAUCCCGAAUAAGGAAGCAUCACAAAUCUGCCACCACGUGCGUAUCACACAGACAUAAAACCUUCACUGCCUGCUUUCAUGAUGCACCACACCAGCGUCUGGUCUCGGUUAGGCUGGUGUGCAUGAGGAGUGACACGGUUAACCUCUGCUGGGCUGGUGGAGGUGCUCCAGGAGCAGAGCCACCUCUUUGACAUGGCUCUUAAAUCAGCCGCAAGGUUUUGUGCCUCUCUCAAGUGAUUGCAGAUGACAGGGUUGAGUUCCCUCUUACUGUGUGUCUGUUGUACUCGAGUUACUGCGGGCAGCACUUGGUAGGAAUGUCUGGAAACUGUGCAACUCCUGAAUUUGUUUUAAAACUGCAUCCAGUCUUCUCUGCAAUAAAGUACAUACUGUACAAAACAA
Melopsittacus undulatus (budgerigar) is the source of this 3252-nucleotide messenger RNA. It is a transcript of the gene COX10, whose product is annotated as cytochrome c oxidase assembly factor heme A:farnesyltransferase COX10. Gene Ontology annotation, molecular function: protoheme IX farnesyltransferase activity. The record is from RefSeq and is a predicted model, not a curated record. Bases 66 to 1430 code for a protein of 454 amino acids. The transcript is spliced from 7 exons. Gene Ontology annotation, biological process: heme A biosynthetic process. NCBI's taxonomy places the organism in Eukaryota, Metazoa, Chordata, Aves, Psittaciformes, Psittaculidae. Gene Ontology annotation, cellular component: mitochondrion; mitochondrial membrane.